AGUAACAGUUUUUAACCCCGGCUGAGACUGGGCUGCUGUACUUCCUACUUCCGCUCUAACAAAACUGCUCGGCAACUCCAUUUAUUUUGUUAUCUCUGUGUGUAAUGGCUGUUCAACUGAAAGACAAAGACGCGUACCAGAGACUGAACUAUCUUUACCAGGCUGCUCACUGUGUUUUAGCACAAAACCCUGAGAAUGUGGAGCUGGCUCGUUUCUACUGCUUCACACAGAAGACCAUCGCAAGACGUUUAGUGCUCCGACAAGACCCGUCAGUGAAGAGAACAUUAUGCAAGAAAUGCUGCUCACUGCUCAUCCCUGGUAUAACGGCCACAACAAGACAACGACGCAAAAAAAGAAAGACCCGCUUCACUGUUGUGCGGUGCCUCAGCUGCGGCCAGAGCAAGACGUUACUGAAUGAUCCAGAUUAUUGUUUAUGGGCAGAGCGUCCGGAGGCUCAGCUGGAGAACCAAAAGCAGCCAGAUCCAGGCCCGUCUGGUAAAAAACAGCCUAAAGGCAAAAAGCCUGAUGUGUCAGUGUCCUCCACACUCAGUGCUGCCCAGAGCACCGCCAGCACGUAGCAGCAGUUCCCCUCUUCUGACUGUCAAAUAUGAAGGACUGAUAUUUAUUUUCUGUUGCUGUUCUUGUAGAUAUGGGUAGCGUUCUCAUGUUGAAUAUAUCCAUAGUUUUUUUUUUUGUCAUUUUAUUGAUUAAGUUACUUUUUGGCCUCUGUGAGAUCAUUUUCAGUGGUUUUCUGCAGUGUGUACAAGUGAUUUUUUUAUGCUACCAACAGAUGGCAACCAUGUGUCUUAAACAUGGUGAAUUUUUUUUCCAAAAGUAAUACUUCAUUGAUGGCAAUAAUUUAAAACCAAUGACAAGAAUGGAAGAAUUGAA
Molecule: messenger RNA, 891 nt
Organism: Epinephelus lanceolatus (giant grouper)
Lineage: Eukaryota; Metazoa; Chordata; Actinopteri; Perciformes; Serranidae
Gene: rpp21
Product: ribonuclease P subunit p21
Biological process (GO): tRNA processing
Cellular component (GO): nucleolar ribonuclease P complex
Source: RefSeq, a predicted model, not a curated record